Cercopithifilaria johnstoni is the source of this 1017-nucleotide messenger RNA. The record is from the annotation of a GenBank genome assembly. Lineage: Eukaryota; Metazoa; Nematoda; Chromadorea; Rhabditida; Onchocercidae.
AUGAUUAUUCCAUUUUUCCUACUGCUAGCAUUUCUCACUGCUAACACAUUUGCCGGUAACCAAACUGAAUUAUGCAUUCAAGCAUAUCCUAAUUUGCAAAUUACGUGUGCUGUCGCAUACGAGCGACGCAUUCUACUCAACGAGCACCAAUGUCGUGAUCUGUGCUUGAAAAUGUCCGCCCAAACAUGUCAAUACAACAAAAUAAGGAGGGAGUGCGAGUUGUAUAACAUUAUGGUUGUGUUGCAAAGAAAACAUUCACAGCAGAAAGAACAUCACAUUACAAGUAUGGAGAUUGGGAUCGUAAAGAAAAGCAAUAGUUUUGCGACGAAAUCAUGCAUACCAUCUAUAGCACCAGCUAUUGGUUUUCUCUUGUUCUUGAAUGGUGGCUGCAGUUUGGAACAAUCAAGUCAUCUGAGUGGAAAUAAGCCAGAUUGCACAUCUGGUUUUUCGACUUAUAUUGAAGCGAUCGAUGGUAUUCAAAUAGUAGCUGAGGGCCUAAUAACAUUACUAACACUCACGCCUGAAGUAUGCCUGCAAAUAUGCACAGAAAAUAAGCUGAGUGGUGAAAAUCUUUUACCAAUCGAAUGCCAUAGUGCUCAAUAUGACCGGAUCAGUAAACGAUGCAUUUUAUUCAAUACAUCAAUUACUCCAACUGGAAAUGCUGAAUAUACUCCAAAUAAAGAUAUGACCUAUUUCGAGAAGAUCUGUAUAUCCGAUAUGGUUGGUAGGAAAUGUAAUAUAGUUUUACGUCGCGUACCUCAGUACAUUCUUAUUGGACAUGCAACCGCUGUGGUCGAUGCUCCAUCACAUAAUUACUGUAUCGAAACGUGUUUACGAUCAUUGGAAAUGUUCGGUUUCAUGUGUCGUUCAGCAAUACAUUUCCAUGAUUAUUCGAAAUCAAACUGUAUUCUUAACAAAGAUUCCGCCAAAACACGUCCUCAAUAUUUCACGAAUGAGAGGGAGCAGAAGAUGGAUUAUAUUGAAAUGAAUGAAUGUUUCAUCCGUCGUAAUUUAUGA